CUCAUUGCAUCGGUGCACGUACGGAUCGCAAGUGGUAUCACCUGGCUCAGCUUGUUAUCCAGAAGCUCGGAAGCUGCCGGAAAAUCUUAUUCGCGAGGUCACUAGCGGUACACCAGUAAGCCUUCGUUACGGGGUAUCCAGCGCGGAUCCACCGCACCUUCCCAUCUACAUCCUGCCUAGGUCUUCCCCCAUCUGCUUUCUCUUGAAGGCGUAGUGCGGCUCCUUUAGCAUCUUCAUCAAAAGUAACGGCGGCAUACAUCAAAAUGGCGCCCGGAUUGGCAGCAGGCGGCAAGCACAAGGAAUCCGCAAAUGCGCGUAUCCUGGGCUCUGGUGUCUCAGGCAUUGCAGAGCUGUUUGUCUUCCAUCCGGUAGACACUGUCGCUAAGAGGUUGAUGAGCAACAAGGUCAAGGGUGCACAGAUCACCGAUGUUAUCUUUAAAGAAAAGGCAUCGGCGCCGGCGGGAGCCAAGUUCCUCUCACUCUUCCCCGGCCUCGGCUACGCAGCGGGUUACAAGGUUCUGCAGCGGGUGUACAAGUUUGGCGGGCAACCAUACGCAAAUGACUAUCUUACCAACAACCACAAGGCGUGGUUCACACGGACAUUCGGCGAGCGCAACGGCAAGUCGCUCAUGUCUGCCACAGCCGGCUCGCUGAUUGGGAUCGGAGAGAUAGUUCUGCUGCCGCUGGACGUGCUCAAGAUCAAGCGCCAGACCAACCCUGAAGCCUUCCGAUCGCGAGGCUUCUUGCGCAUCGUCGCUGACGAGGGCUUUGCGCUGUACCGCGGCUGGGGAUGGACCGCCGCGCGCAACGCGCCUGGCUCGUUCGCCCUCUUUGGCGGCAGCGCGUUCACCAAGGAGUACAUGUUCGGCUUGAAGGACUUCAACAACGCAACGUGGGGGCAGAACUUUGUCGCCUCCAUUGGUGGCGCGGUCGCAUCGAUCACCGUCGCAGCGCCACUGGACGUCGUCAAGACGCGCAUCCAGAAUGCCAACUUUGAGGCCAACCAGAGUGGCGUGACCAUCAUUAAAGACAUGGUCAAGCACGAGGGUAUGGGUGCCUUCUUCAAGGGCCUUACCCCGAAGAUCCUCGUCGUCGGGCCAAAGCUCGUGUUCAGCUUCACGCUCGCACAGACACUCAUUCCGUUCUUUGGCCAAUACAUUUAAAGCCGAGAAUGCUGCUCGGUCGAGGUCGCGGAUAGUAGGCCCGUGACUCCUCACUUUCCGGCCGCGAGUUGCGUCAUGGAAUCACACGACGCAUCGACGCGUCUGGUAUAUGCCACCACUCUCCGCCUUCUCUCUCGCCCUCCCAGUCUCUCAUACCGCACAGGUCAUUGACGAUCCAUGCUUGCAUCAAAACCUUCAGCUGGGCAAGCGGCACAGGUACAUGCUCCGCACGGUCGCUUUGCGAGAGCUCACAUAGACUUCUUGUACGUUACCGCUCCUUUUAAAAAGUGAGACUCCGCGUCCCAAUGCGCACGGCCCCCAAGGUUGGUGCGAAAGGUGCGCCAGCGAGCAUGUCGAUGUUCGCGUGUCUUUAAUGAAGCAACAACAAGCGUCAAGCCGCAAUCAUGAAACCCU
Tilletiaria anomala UBC 951 is the source of this 1577-nucleotide messenger RNA. RefSeq names its product mitochondrial carrier. The record is from RefSeq and is a predicted model, not a curated record. The transcript is spliced from 3 exons. Gene Ontology annotation, molecular function: guanine nucleotide transmembrane transporter activity. NCBI's taxonomy places the organism in Eukaryota, Fungi, Basidiomycota, Exobasidiomycetes, Georgefischeriales, Tilletiariaceae. The coding region runs from base 264 to 1163 and encodes 299 amino acids. Gene Ontology annotation, cellular component: mitochondrion.